Messenger RNA from Fusarium tjaetaba, 654 nucleotides. RefSeq names its product 60S ribosomal protein L10a. Gene Ontology annotation, molecular function: RNA binding; structural constituent of ribosome. Gene Ontology annotation, cellular component: large ribosomal subunit. The record is from RefSeq and is a predicted model, not a curated record. The transcript has 3 exons. Bases 1 to 654 code for a protein of 217 amino acids. Gene Ontology annotation, biological process: translation. Lineage: Eukaryota; Fungi; Ascomycota; Sordariomycetes; Hypocreales; Nectriaceae.
AUGUCGAAGAUCACAGUCGCUAAUGUCCGGACGCAAGUCGGAGAGCUCUUGGAGUACUCCAACGAGACCAAGAAGCGAAACUUCCUUGAGACCGUUGAGCUUCAGAUCGGCCUGAAGAACUAUGAUCCUCAGCGUGACAAGCGUUUCUCCGGCACCAUCCGCCUGCCCUCCAUUCCCCGACCCAACAUGUCUAUCUGCAUUCUCGGUGACCAGCACGAUAUCGAUCGUGCCAAGCACGGUGGUGUUGACGCCAUGUCCGCUGAUGACUUGAAGAAGCUCAACAAGAACAAGAAGCUCAUCAAGAAGCUUGCCCGCAAGUACGACGCCUUCGUUGCCUCCGAGGCCCUCAUCAAGCAGAUCCCCCGUCUCCUGGGUCCUGGUCUGUCCAAGGCCGGCAAGUUCCCCACUCCCGUCUCCCACGCCGACGAUCUGACUGGCCGCAUCAACGAGGUCAAGUCCACCAUCAAGUUCCAGCUCAAGAAGGUUCUCUGCAUGGGUGUCGCCGUCGGCAACGUCGAGAUGACCCAGGAGCAGCUUGUCGCCAACAUCAUGCUGGCCAUCAACUACCUCGUCUCUCUUCUCAAGAAGGGCUGGCAGAACGUUGGAAGCCUUACCAUCAAGGCUUCCAUGUCUCCCCCCAAGCGCCUGUACUAA